Messenger RNA from Dendronephthya gigantea, 1808 nucleotides. RefSeq names its product retinol dehydrogenase 12-like. Bases 405 to 1412 code for a protein of 335 amino acids. Lineage: Eukaryota; Metazoa; Cnidaria; Anthozoa; Malacalcyonacea; Nephtheidae. The record is from RefSeq and is a predicted model, not a curated record. The transcript has a single exon.
GUGUGAGCAUCAAAAGAACGGUUUAUUCGUGCCUCGUGGAGGAAUUGUCAUAUCAUGCAUUGCGAAGUCAAAUCGCGCAUCGGAAAAUUGGCCAAACAUUUCGAGUAGUGCACCACAACUCUUGCGAGACAAAAAUUUGACGUAGAUAAUUACGGUCACAUACACUCUUCAUCGAGCGCCGCAUCCAGUCAAGCGCUGGGUACAAAUGAGCAUCCCACUUUUCAAAUACUAGUAUAUUUCGCGCCAAAACACGCUUGCGACGACGAAAAAUAAUAAUAAAAUCGGGAAUCGGGCGGAGAAGCGCGUGGGCGUGAAAUUUAACACUUGAAUACUUCACUUGAGUAUGUUAAUUACGAAGUAAAGGGCGAAUAUUUACUGGACGCGGUUACUAAAGCUAAAAAGACAUGAAUGUGUUUCUUCGAUUGGCAGGAAUUACCGCAAUGGUCGCAAUAAGUUAUAGCUUGUUGAGAAAGUUUAUUGCCGGUGGAGUCUGCACAAGCACAGCAAGAAUGAGUGGCAGGGUAGUGCUUAUAACAGGAGCGAAUUCUGGAAUUGGUAAAGCUACUGCAGUUGAUUUAACUAGACGUGGUGCAAGAGUUAUCAUGGCGUGUCGGGAUCUUAAGCGAGGAGAAGCUGCCUUGAACUCCAUUGUAGAGGAAACUGGCAGUUCAAAUGUCAUCUUGAAACAUCUAAACCUUGCCUCGAUGAAAUCCAUUCGUGCAUUUGCGAAAGAAAUCAAUACAAACGAGCCUGAGCUUCACGUAUUGAUAAACAAUGCCGGAGUGAUAGGUUUACCCAAACGGGAGGAAACCGAAGAUGGGCUUGAAUUAACUAUGGCAGUGAAUCAUUUCGGACACUUUUUGUUGACGAACUUGCUUCUUGAUCUGUUAAAGAAAUCAGCCCCAUCACGCAUUGUUGUCGUAUCCUCGAUUGCACAUCAUAACUUUUUGGAAACGCUCUCGCCUUUCAGAUUCGAUAAUAUGCACAGCGAAAAAAAUUACCGUAAUUUGGAAGCUUAUGGUCAAAGCAAGCUGGCGAAUAUCUUGUUUACGAGAGAGCUAGCGAGGCGCAUAAAUGGUAGCGGUGUAACAGCGAACUCGCUCCAUCCCGGCAUAUCUUCCACAGGACUUGCUAAUCCGAGUCGCCUAUAUGGACUGCCAGAGAAUUUGGGAAAUUUGAUGAGGAGAGUAUUAUCUAUAUUUUUUAAGACACCUGAACAAGGGGCACAGACCAGCAUACAUUUGGCUGUGUCUGAAGAGGUCGAGGGCAUCUCUGGGAGGUAUUUUAUCGAUUGUGAAGAGAGAGAGCCAGCGAAAACAGGCCAAGAUGAUGUAGCAGCAAAAAAAUUGUGGGAGAUAAGUGCCGAAAUUGUAGGAAUGCAGGAUUUAAUAGCAGAGCCGGAGGGAAAAUAAAUUUGGCAUGCACGCUCAGGAGCCUGAUUGCUGUUCCAUAUGAUUUAUUUACAUAAUUUUUUGUGUGAAUUUGGAUGAGAAUCGGAACUAAUUUCCACAUAAUAGGAGACAGAAACCUCGUUAAAUGGCGAUGACGCCAUUAAUUGAUGAUGACGCUAUUAAUUAAUAAUUCUCUCAACAAUGUAGGAUAUUUUAAAAAUUCAGCGAAAUGCAAAGAAUCGGUCGUCUGAGAGAAAAGGUGUGAGUAACUUUAGCCUCAGGAGUUCCAUCUUUAGCCUCAGGAGUUCCAUCUUAGAUUUCCUCUUUAGCAAGGCAAUUCAUAUCUUUUUUCAUAAAUAUUUUUUGCACUGAUAGAAGUCAUGAAGUUUUCUAAAGUUUUAAAACGAACAGUAGUUC